Molecule: messenger RNA, 2795 nt
Organism: Galdieria sulphuraria
Lineage: Eukaryota; Rhodophyta; Bangiophyceae; Galdieriales; Galdieriaceae
Exons: 2
Coding region: 108-2768 (886 amino acids)
Source: RefSeq, a predicted model, not a curated record
GCUAAUUCAUAGUCAACAGUAUUCACAAUUUUUCUCAACAAAUUUUAAUAAGAAUUGUCUCAUUUGGCAUUUGGAGGGAAAAACAAUUGAACAGCUAGGACAUUCGCAUGGUACAUGCUGCACUCUCUUGUGCUCCGUUAGACGCAAGGUUUCUAGUUGGUGGCGCUAUAGCUGCUUGUGUUCCACGACCACAACAGGAAUCUUUUAAUGUAGUCUCAGAAAGCCUCUCUUCGCAGCCUAAGAGGAGUCAACUAUCUGAUGCUGACCACGCAAGAGCUUUCUUACAACGUAUUUUAGGACCCCCAGCUUUAGACCUCGGAACCUCCUCGGUAGAAGCUUUGAUAGCUCAAACACUAGAGACUAUAGAGGGCACCGAAGAUACCUUCGUAAACGAAAAAAAGGGUGUUGAAGAAAGCACUCGUUCCAUUGCGGAAAAAUAUGCGCACUGUUUAAAGAGCUACUCAGACCCAGAAGCUUUACAGGAAAAAACUUUGGGCUUUAGAAACAAUUUCUUGGAUGAUACUCAAUUCAGUCUGAAGGAAAAACAGUCGUCUUGGAACGAGGAUGAGAAGCGUCAUCACUUUGUUUCGCUUGCGUUGUUUAGCUGUUUGGAAGUUGAAAUUAGAUUUAGUGGAGGUCACUAUGAUUCCCGUUCUCGAGCAGCAUUUUGGAGAGCGGCAGAAGUGUUUUCUAUUGAUACUGGUAUGCUGAGCUCUGCAGAAGCAACUCUUGCAACAAUUUUGGCUGCAGAAAAUGAAGCAGCAGAAGCUUUGGAAAGUGAGAGUUUUGAAGAAACCAAAAGAAGACGUCGAAAGAUUCGCAUGAUGAAAAUUGCAGCAGCUUCUACAAUAGGUGGUUUUAUGGUUGGUUUUACUGGUGGAGUCUUAGCGCCUGCCAUAAUUCCCGCUUUAGCUUCUGUUGGGAUGGGGAUGGGAUUGACAAGUCUUUCAGCAACAACGUCUUCCGCAGUGAUCGGCUCCUUAUUUGGGAUUGCUGGAGCUUCAAUGACUGCUAAAAAGAUAGGACAUUUAACUGCGAACGUAUCUGAAUUCGACUUUGAAGCUUGUAAUAGAGUAGCAGAAUCACGUAUUCGUGAUAUGAUGCAAUUGAUGCCUCUUACAAUUCCGAAGGGUGGUAGAGAAGAGAAUAUAAUAGAAGUAACUAUUGCUGGUUCGAUGCUUGGAUGGGAAUUAGAAGGUGUUUGCGAGUUUGGCAUUCAAUACGAACCUUUUCAAUCAAGUAAAGAUGCAAUUUCUGCUGAUGCUGUUGCACUCGCCGUUGACCGAGCUUUGAUAAAGGCAGAAGGGUCGACGAUCGAUUUCGAUCAAAUAAUUUCAAACAGUCCUAUUGAGAAUGGAGCGCCAACGAAUAAAUCAGUAGACAUCAAUUAUUCGGAAGAUAAAAAGGUCAAAACAUCUUUCUUAGGGACUGAGUGGGAUUAUACAAAGAAGCUCUUAAAUGAGAUGAUAUCAUUUCGCAACUCUUCGAAGCAAAAACAAAAGGAAGAAGACAAGCCAGGCAGAAAAUGUUGGGUUUUGGCAAUGCAGAACUAUCCUCUUUCUGGAAAGAAAGAAAAACGUGCAAACGCAUUUGGAAUUUCUAUGAGUAGUUUGGGUGUUCGUACGAAGAGAGGUUCUUCAAGAGACACCUAUCUUUGUGCGGAACCAGGAAUCUACACUUUACUGUUUGACAACUCAUCGGCUGUAUUAAGAAAUGCAUAUGUGAAAUAUAGAUAUGCAGUUAUUCCUCCAGGGACCAAAUAUAUUCCACAUUGGCUAACUGACAAAGAUGAGGAUGAUAACGAAACUCGAAUCGCUUCCAACAAAGAUGCAAAUGAUCGAUCCUUGAAAGCGCCUCUUUCUUUGCAUAUUAUUUACUUUAUUCCAGGAUGGCUUGUAGAAGAACAAUGUGGAUAUCAUUGGAAAGGACGCCCUUGUUGGGGAGCUUUUGCUUGUCAAUUUCAGAAUAUUGCAGAAGAAUUGUUUCCCUUAAGUGAAUGUUUUGCCGUACGAUGGGAAAGUGUGUUGUUAGAAGAUGUAGGAAAUGCCCUACUGGGAUUCCUGAAAAGUAUUGCGGUAUGUUUCUUGCUAAGAAUUUUCGCGUUUUUUAUGAGACUGAUAUGUUUCAAGGCUGGUAAGCUCACAAAAUUAGCCAUGGACUACGUUAUUCCAGGAUUAUUGGGGACAGUUACAUUGCCACUCAAACUUUUAUCGGCAGUGAGCGUAUUUGACAACCUUUGGAGUACCGGUGUCAAUAGAGCUACAAGUGCAGGAAUCGCUUUGGCUGAACAUAUAUGCAAUGGAACUCAUGGCUAUCGUCCAAUCACCCUAGUAGGGUACUCGCUAGGAGCGCGAGUCAUCUUUCAGUGUUUGGAAGAACUCAGUAAAAGAGAAAUGCGUGGUAUAAUUGAUCAUGCAGUACUUAUUGGAGCUCCUUGUACUGCAGACGAAUCUCGAUGGCGGAUGGCUUCAUCAGUUGUUGCAGGACGCUUGCUGAACGUUUAUUGCGAGAAUGACUGGAUUUUAGGUCUUUUGCAUCGUACUUUCUCUUCAGUGAAGCACGUUGCAGGCAUGAGGAAGAUUACAUGUCCUGGAGUUGAAAAUAUUAACGUCUCAGCUAUCUGUCCCAAUUUUGAUGGUCACGGUAGUUACCGAAAGAAUCUCGAUACCAUUCUCCGCCAAAUAUUUUUCAACGAAUCUUCAUGGAACUGUACAAAUGAACAGGAAAGCGCCGCAGGCUAUCCAGAAACGUCCCAAACAGAUACUUAACUGUCUCAUAAAUUUAUAUUCAAGACG